AACAGAGUCAGACUCUGUCUCAAAAGAAAAAAAAAAACAAUUGCAUCUCAUCUACCAGUAGACACUGACUAACUGACCCCCUAUUGCAUAAGCCAUAGUUAUAGCUUUGAUUAUUAGAUAAGAGACUAAUUUCUUUUUUUUUCCUUUUCAUGUCAGAUAAGUAAUAUGCUGAUGUACGUAACAAGGUUUGAAGGAGGCACAUCUCACAUAUAAAUGUACAAACCCAGUCAUCACUCUUAUGAACUACAAAAGGAUCAAGAGACUGAUGACUCAGUGGCCUUUGAACAUGUGUUUGUGAACUUCACCCUGGAGGAGUGGGCUUUGCUGGAUCCUUCCCAGAAGAAUCUCUACAGAGAUGUGAUGUGGGAAAGUUUGAGGAACCUAGCCUCUGUAGGAAAAAAAUGGAAAGACCAGAACAUUGAAGAUCAGUACAAAAAUCCCAGGAGAAAUCGAAGAAGUCUUCUGGAAGAGAGAGUGUGUGAAAGUAAAGAAGGUAGUCAGUGUGGAACAACCUUCAGCCAGGUUCCAGAUCACAUCCUGAACAAGAAAACUCCUCCUGGAGUAAAACCAUGUGAAAGCAGUGUGCCUGGAAAAGUCUCCAUUGGUCAUUCAUCCCUUAAUAGGCACAUCAGAGUUGACAGUGGACACAAACCAUAUGAGUAUGAGGAAUUUGGAAAGAAGCCAUACACACAUAAGCAAUGUGAGAAAACCUUCAGUUAUCGUGACUCGUUUAAAACACAUGAAAGGCCUCAGACCGGAGAGAAACUCUAUGAUUGUAAGGAAUGUGGAAAAUCCUUUAUUUCUCUUGCAAAUGUUCGAAGACACAUGGUAAUGCACACUGGAGAGGGUUGUUAUAAUUGUAAGUUUUGUGGGAAAGCCUUGGAUUGUCUCAGUUUAUAUCUCAUACAUGAGAGAACUCACACUGGAGAGAAACCAUAUGAAUGUAAACAAUGUGGUAAAGCCUUUAGUAAUAACGCUACCCUUCAAAUACAUGAAAGAACUCACACUGGAGAGAAGCCAUAUGAAUGUAAGGAAUGUGGGAAAGCAUUUAAUAGUCCCAGUUCCUUUCUUAGACAUAAAAGGACUCACACUGGAGAGAAACCCUAUAAAUGUAAAAAAUGUGGUAAAGCCUUCAUUUGUUCGGGUUCCUUUCGUAGACAUGAAAGAACUCACACCAGAGAAAAACCAUAUGACUGUAAGCAAUGUGGGAAAGCAUUCUCUCAUCUUCUAAGCUUUCAAAGACACACGAUAAUGCACACUGGAGAUGGACCUCAUAAAUGUAAGAUAUGUGGAAAAGCCUUUUAUACUUCCAGUUCCUUUCGAAGAUAUGAAAAAAGUCACACUGGAGAGAAGCCCUGUCAAUGUAAACAAUGUGGGAAAAGCUUCCGUUGUUCCAGUUUGAUUCAUAAAAGGACACACACUGGAGAGAAGCCUUAUGAAUGUAAGCAAUGUGGUAAAGCCUUCACUUGUUCUAAGUACUUUAGAAGACAUCAAAGGACUCAUACUGUAGACAAACCCUAUGAAUGUAAGGUGUGUGGCAAAAUCUUCAUUCAUUCCAGUACCUGUCAAAGACAUGAAGUAACUCAUACUAUUAAUGUAUGAGAGAAAUACUAUUUGGGGAAGGAAUUUGGAAAGCAUUCAGUUGUCCCCAGUUCCUCUCAAACACAGGAAAAGAGGGUAGAGAAAGACCCAAUGAGAUAAUUGACUUUGAAUUAAGAAGAAAGCCUUGUAAUAGGACAAUAAAAUCUACAGUUGGAGUUGGAUCUCUGGAUUACAUGUUGGGACCUAGAUUUCCCAGAAUCUAUUCCAUUUAUGAUUCCAUGGUACAAUUCACCAGUAGCUUGUUUCACAUGAGAUUUUGAAGGCAAACAUGAAGAAGGCAUUAGUUCCAUUUUGGAGGCACCACGCAGGGAGACAGACAGAUUCAUAUGGGUUGUACAGUACCCGAUUCCAGCCCAUUUUCCUGAUUCUUUGACUUACCAAUCAAGAGUAUCCUCAAAAUCACUUGACUAAUUAUUUCUUUGGUGUUUCCAAAGAUAUCCUUAGAAGUUUCACAUGUAUCAACAGUUUUGUUUUUUUCAGGCAUUGUAAUGUGUUUAACCAGGCAAUUAAUUCAGACUGUUAUGGGUGGUAGUGUUCUCAGGUGCUCUUAUGUAUAGAUGGAAUUGGCAUAAGGCAUAAUUUGUAUUUCACAUACCAUUGUGCCUAUUAGUAGUGACUCUGUUCUUGAGUUGGGAUGAUAGCUGUAAUGCCACUAUUAAAACCAUGUAGGUGGGAGCUUGUUCCUCUGCUGUAUUAUGCAGUGAACUGCUCUCACCCAGUAAUUUCAUGUGAGAAUAAGCACCUUCCUUUUGUCAGGAUAUUUUAUUUGUUACCUGUUAUUCACAGUUACAUAUAA
Molecule: messenger RNA, 2398 nt
Organism: Lemur catta (Ring-tailed lemur)
Lineage: Eukaryota; Metazoa; Chordata; Mammalia; Primates; Lemuridae
Product: zinc finger protein 627-like
Biological process (GO): regulation of transcription by RNA polymerase II
Molecular function (GO): RNA polymerase II cis-regulatory region sequence-specific DNA binding; DNA-binding transcription factor activity
Source: RefSeq, a predicted model, not a curated record